This is a messenger RNA of Puccinia triticina, 1404 nucleotides long. RefSeq lists its product as uncharacterized. Bases 1 to 1404 code for a protein of 467 amino acids. The record is from RefSeq and is a predicted model, not a curated record. Lineage: Eukaryota; Fungi; Basidiomycota; Pucciniomycetes; Pucciniales; Pucciniaceae. Gene Ontology annotation, biological process: cytoplasmic translation. The transcript has 2 exons. Gene Ontology annotation, cellular component: ribosome. Gene Ontology annotation, molecular function: RNA binding; structural constituent of ribosome.
AUGUUUCCAUUUUUCUGGCGGGGCUUGCCAGUGAAAGGGCGGGAAGUUUUGCUCAGUCCGGUCGAUUGGCCCAGCCCGACUCUGCGCCGAGCGUCAACCAGCACGAACACUCCGCCGAGGAUGGCCACUCUCAGAACAAUCCUCGGGAGAACGAGGGCAGCGAGCAAACUGCUCAACCCUCUCAGCCAGCAGCAGGCCAGCAAGUUCUCGAUCGGACAGCAGCUGUUUGUUUGGGGACAACGGAAGAAGAACCAGGUGGACAAGAACUUCAAGAUAUACAAGCCGGUCACGCCCGCCAUCCGCCAUCUACGGCUGCCCAGGAACGACCACCUGUAUAAGGGACGAUGUCAUCUCCCACUGACGCUGCCCAAGAAGAAGACCGGCGGGAGGAAUAACUCGGGUCGGAUCACCACCAGGCAUCUCGGCGGAGGACACAAGCAGAGGCUCAGGAUGGUCGACUUCCACAGGAACCAGUCUGGCCCCCAGGUCGUCGUCAGGAUCGAAUACGAUCCCGGAAGAUCGGCCCAUAUCGCGCUCAUCAAACAUCUCCAAUCUGGCACACUAUCUUACAUCCUCGCCCCGCUCAACCUCCGUCCAGGACAGAUCGUCCAGAGCUUCAAGACCGGGAUCCCUAAGGACUUGCUAAAUUCUUCCAACUCUAUCUUAGACCAGCCAACUCCUGCAACAGAUUCAGCACGUGAAUCAUCGACGGUUGACUCUAAGGGGGAAAGCGAAUUGAUCAGUGCCAAGGAGGUGUCAACCUCGACCCUGACCUUAGGAUUGCUUCGGACGUUGACGAUCAAGCCGGGCAACUAUCUACCGAUCAGACUGAUCCCAGCCGGGACGACGAUCCAUGCGAUCUCACUUAAGCCAGACGGGAAAGCCAGUUUGGUCCGGUCGGCAGGUACGUUUGCUAAAGUGGUCUCGUUAGGACACCAUCACCGCAAGACGAAAUCAUCCUCCAAACAAACCCCAUCCGUCCAACAAGAACAGCAACAACGAGCAGCAGGGCAGGAUCGAAACUCCGACCAGAGAGACUUGCACGAUCUCCAAGACCACCAGGGCGAUUACGCCCAGAUCAAACUCCAGAGCGGCGAGAUUCGUUUCGUCCACAUGGACGCCUGUGCAACUAUCGGCUCAGUCAGUAACCCACAUUGGCAAGGUCGGAAACUUGGAAAGGCUGGGCGAGUACGAUGGCUUGGUCGACGGCCGAGAGUUCGAGGAGUAGCCAUGAACAAGGUCGAUCAUCCGUUAGGUGGAGGAAGAGGGAAAUCGAAAUCCAACAAACAGCCAGUCUCUCCAGCGGGACUGAAGGCGAAAGGAUUGCGUACCCGUCGACCAGGCCCUCGGGGCAACCAAAUGGUUGUCAAACAACGUCCCAAAGGCAAACACGUCGGGAAAUAA